This is a messenger RNA of Osmerus eperlanus (European smelt), 7715 nucleotides long. RefSeq names its product nuclear mitotic apparatus protein 1 (gene numa1). Gene Ontology annotation, molecular function: microtubule binding. Bases 11 to 7234 code for a protein of 2407 amino acids. The record is from RefSeq and is a predicted model, not a curated record. The transcript has 24 exons. NCBI's taxonomy places the organism in Eukaryota, Metazoa, Chordata, Actinopteri, Osmeriformes, Osmeridae. Gene Ontology annotation, cellular component: spindle pole; centrosome; spindle microtubule. Gene Ontology annotation, biological process: establishment of mitotic spindle orientation.
CGUUCGUGAAAUGUCCAUCAACAAACUGAAAGAAGAGGCGAUUUUGGAAUGGGUCAACAGCAUGAAGUUGGAUCUGCCAGUUUUUAGGAUCAUCGAUUUACAAGACGGACUUUUACUGAUGAGAAUUGUGCAUAAAUUAAAAAAAGAAGAACCCCCUGAGAGCAUUCUGGAGCUGCCUGAAGACAGGUUCCAGUUAAUCGCUGACUUCUUGCAAAGAGAAUGCAGAUAUCUUGCAAGCCAGGGAACUCUGGUCAACUGGGAAAACCUUUUACAAGGAAUAAACCUUGAGGUGGAAUUGUCAAAGGUUGUUUUGUUGCUGCUGUUCCAGGCUUCUAUGAAAGGCUCUCAAAGUCUCAAUGUUCUGGAGUAUAGAAUUGAGCUUGAACUUGCAUCCAUGCUUCGCUUUGUAAUGGAUAGUGAGAGUGAAAUCAGCAUAAGCAAUUGCCUGGAAAAAUACCUGAAAAAGGAAUCGGUGGUGUCCAAGCUUGUGAGGAGUGACAGUUCCACUGCCUCCUUCACAGACGACGAGUCACCUGUCUUCCAGCGCUCCCAGAGUGUGCAAUUCCUGGAGCUCAACACUGUCGCCACCUCUUCUGUGAGCUCUCCUCUGCAAGAUAUCAUGAGAACUCCUCAGUUCCAGCGGAGGAUGCGGAUAAAGGAGCUGGCCCAAGAGAGGGAGAUGAGGGACGAGUUGGAAAGAGAGCUGGCCAACUACAAAGCCACUAUCCAACAGAGAGAGACUCAGAUCCACCAGCUUCAGCAUCGUUUGGAGAGACUGCAGAGGGAGCAAGCAGAGCUGGAGGAGGGUCCUAGAGCAGAGCUGGAAGAACUGCAAACCAAGAACCAGCGGCUGCAGUCUCGUCUCCACGAGGUUCUAAAACAGAACCAAGAUCUGAAGACCACCUCCUCUCACAUGGAACGCAAGGUGGACGAGCUCACAGAGGAGAACGGGACUCUCUCUGUCCAGGUGGGAGAGGUGUGUUCUCGGCUGAUCAGAGCAGAGACUGAGGUUGGGAGGGUGACAGAGACACAGGCGUCAGCUCAGGAGAAAUGGAGGAGCAGAAACGGACAGCUUACGGCGGAACUCAGGCAUGCGACUGCAGAGAAGGAGUGUUUGAAUGAAAAACUUGAGAUCCUUCAAAGUAAGAUCCAGUCUCUGGAAGAUGAGCUCAGUCAAGCCUUGGCCCAGGAGAAAGGGGAGAGCAUGGGACCCAUAAUGGAGUGGGAGCAGCUAAGACAGGAGCUGGUUGCUGCCACUCUCAGACACACUGAGCUGGAGGUCACCAUCUCCAGUCUGGAGGGGCAGAUCCAACAGACCAAGGCCCAGCAUGCAGAAGAGAAGACCCAGCUUCAGUCAGAGAGCCAGCUUCUCCAGGAGGUUGUGUCUGACCUCCAGGGGACCCUGAGUGCUCUCAAGGCUGAAAAAGAAGCUCUUCAACUGGCCUUGAAGGAACAGAGCGACUCUCUGAACGCCCAGCUCCAGAGCCUGAGCCAAGAGUUGGACCGCCUUACCACUGCCAUUCAGCAGAAGGAGAAGGAGGUGCAGGCACUAAGAGAAGAGGUUCAGGAGGAGAGGAGGAAGGGAGGGGAGCUGAGCCUAGCCUUAGAGAAACAGGGGAGAGGGGCCAGGGAAGAGAUUCAGGGUUUGAAGGUCCAGGUGGAGACCAUGGAAACAUCUCUCAAGGGGGCCGAGGAUGAGAUCCAGGCCAGGGAAGGGCAACUGGUGAGGUAUCAGAAUGAGAGCUCGGCACAGAAAGAGCUGCUGCGAGAGGAGAUCCAGAGUCUGAGGGUUCACAUGCACAGCAUGGAGGAGUCCCUGAGGAAAGCCGAGCAGGACAUGAGGGCUAAGGAGGAGCAGCUCACAAGCAACCAACAAGAGAACACCAAACAAGCGGACAUGUUGCAGGAAUGUGUGGCCUCUACCAAGGAGGAGGUUGAAAGACUAAAGGAAGCACAGAGUGAGAAAGAGGUUCUCCUCCUCCAGGCCACAGAGAAGAUGGAGGCCCUCCAGGCAGAGAUCUCUAGUGUCUCGUCCCUCUCUGCAGAUAAAGACAUGCAGCUCAGCAGCCUGAGAGAGGAAGUAGCAAACCAGAGCAAAUCACUGAGGAGCACUGUGCAGGAGGUGCAGGCCAAGGAGGAGCUGCUUGCCAAGUUGCAGGAGGAGAACAUCCAACAGAAGGAGGUGCUGCAACAGGAGAUCCAGUGCCUGAAGGUCCAGGUGGAGAACAUGGGUGACUCCCUUAGGAGGGCUGAGGAGGAGAUCCAGACCAAGGAGGAGCAGCUGGCUAGGAGCCAGGAGGAGUUUGUCCACCAGAAAGAGGAGUUUCAGGAUCAUGUGGCUUCCAAUGAAAAGGAGGUGAAGAGCAUAAAGGAGGAGGUGCAGGCUAAGGAAGAACAGAUGGAAGCAUUGAAACUGGAGAUCUGUUCCCAGAAAGGCAUGCUGCAGGAGGAGAUCCAGUGCCUGAAGGUCCAGAUGGAGAACAUGGUAACUUCUCUCAGUAAAGCUGAAGAGGACAUCCAAGCCAAAAAGGAGCAGCUGGCUAAGAAAGAGCAGGAGCAUAUCCAACAAAAGGAGGUGCUACAGAGCCAUGUGGCUGCCACAGAGGAUGAGGUGAGAGAACUGAAGCUGGCUCAGAGUGAGAAGGAGGUUCUCCUCCUCCAGGCCACAGAGAAGAUGGAGGCCCUCCAGGCAGAGAUCUCUACCGUCUCGUCCCUCUCUGCAGAUAAAGACCUGCAGCUCAGCAGUCUGCGAGAGGAAGUAGCAAACCAGAGCAACUCACUGAGGAGCACUGUGCAGGAGGUGCAGGCCAAGGAGGAGCUGCUUGCCAAGUUGCAGGAGGAGAACAUCCAACAGAAAGAGGUGCUGCAACAGGAGAUCCAGUGCCUGAAGGUCCAGGUGGAGAGCAUGGGUGACUCCCUUAGGAGGGCUGAGAAGGAGAUCCAAACCAAGGAGGAGCAGCUGGCUAGGAGCCAGGAGGAGAGUGCCCAUCAGGUGGAGGCUCUCCAGGGGGUGAUCCAGGGUCUGAAAUGCCAGGUGGACAGUGUAGAGGCUUCACUGACAAAGGCCAGUGAUGAGCUGCAGCAAAGAGAAGAACUGCUGGCUAGCUUGCAGAAUGACAGUGCCCGGCAGGAAGAACUGCUUCAGGCAGAGAUUCAGAGCCUGACUGUACAGGUGGGCAGCAUGAGUGCCUCUCUUCAGAAAGCCUUGGAGGACACCAAGGCCAAAGAGGAGCAGCUCGCUAUGCAACAGCAAGAGAGCACCCAGCUAAAGGAGGCAUUGCAGGAGAAGCUGUCCACGUCUGCUGAGGAAGUGCAUAGGCUGAAACAGGAAGUCAAGACCAAGGAGGAGCUUCUAGAAAUACUGAAUAAAGACAACUCGGCUCAGAUUGUGCUGCAAGAGGAGAUCCUGUCUGUCAAAGAACAAAUUGGGAACCUGAAUGCCACUUUGAGAAAGGCUGAGGUGGAGAUAAGCACCAAAGAGGAACAGCUGGCCAAGACCAAACAGGAUAGUGCCCAACAGUUGGAGAUGCUGCAAAACCUCUUGUCUACUACUGAGGGAGAGGUGGGAAGGUGGAAGCUGGCUAAGAGUGAGAAAGAGGUUCUCCUCCUCCAGGCCACAGAGAAGAUGGAGGCCCUCCAGGCAGAGAUCUCUACCGUCUCGUCCCUCUCUGCAGAUAAAGACCUGCAGCUCAGCACCCUGCAAGAGGAAGUAGCAAACCAGAGCAACUCACUGAGGAGCACUGUGCAGGAGGUGCAGGCCAAGGAGGAGCUGCUUGCCAAGUUGCAGGAGGAGAACAUCCAACAGAAGGAGGUGCUGCAACAGGAGAUCCAGUGCCUGAAAGUCCAGGUGGAGAGCAUGGGUGACUCCCUUAGGAGGGCUGAGGAGGAGAUCCAGACCAAGGAGGAGCAGCUGGCUAGGAGCCAGGAGGAGUUUGUCCACCAGAAAGAGGAGUUUCAGGAUCAUGUGGCUUCCAAUGAAAAGGAGGUGCAGAGCAUGCAGGAGGAGGUGCAGGCUAAGGAAGAACAGUUGGAAGCAUUGAAACUGGAGAUCUGUUCCCAGAAAGGCAUGCUGCAGGAGGAGAUCCAGUGCCUGAAGGUCCAGAUGGAGAACAUGGUAACUUCUCUCAGUAAAGCUGAAGAGGACAUCCAAGCCAAAAAGGAGCAGCUGGCUAAGAAAGAGCAGGAGCAUAUCCAACAAAAGGAGGUGCUACAGAGCCAUGUGGCUGCCACAGAGGAUGAGGUGAGAGAACUGAAGCUGGCUCAGAGUGAGAAGGAGGUUCUCCUCCUCCAGGCCACAGAGAAGAUGGAGGCCCUCCAGGCAGAGAUCUCUACCGUCUCGUCCCUCUCUGCAGAUAAAGACCUGCAGCUCAGCAGUCUGCGAGAGGAAGUAGCAAACCAGAGCAACUCACUGAGGAGCACUGUGCAGGAGGUGCAGGCCAAGGAGGAGCUGCUUGCCAAGUUGCAGGAGGAGAACAUCCAACAGAAGGAGGUGCUGCAACAGGAGAUCCAGUGCCUGAAGGUCCAGGUGGAGAGCAUGGGUGACUCCCUUAGGAGGGCUGAGGAGGAGAUCCAGACCAAGGAGGAGCAGCUGGCUAGGAGCCAGGAGGAGUUUGUCCACCAGAAAGAGGAGUUUCAGGAUCAUCUGGCUUCCAAUGAAAAGGAGGUGCAGAGCAUGAAGGAGGAGGUACAGGCUAAAGAAGAACAGUUGGAAGCAUUGAAACUGGAGAUCUGUUCCCAGAAAGGCAUGCUGCAGGAGGAGAUCCAGUGCCUGAAGGUCCAGGUGGAGAGUACGGGUGACUCCCUUAGGAGGGCUGAGGAGGAGAUCCAGACCAAGGAGGAGCUCAUAGCCAAGCAGCAGCAGGAAAGGUCCCAGCAACAGAAGGUGUUGGAGGACCACGUGUCGGCCUCUGAGGAGGAGAUAAAGAAUCUGAGGCUUGAUGUCCGGGCCAAGGAGGAGCUAUUGGAUAGCUGGCAGAAGGAGGAAGCUCAACAGCAGGUCAAGAUCCAGGGCCUGAAGGUUGACAUGGAGAGCAAGGACAACUCCAUCAGGAAGGCCAAUCAGGAGAUCCAAGCUAAGGAAGAGGAACUUUCCAAGCAAAACCAAUUUGACACCCAACAGAGGGAGUUCCUGCAGGGGAAGUUAUCUGCUUCUGAGGAGGAGGUGAGGAGGCUGAAAGAGGACAUUCAAACCAAAGAGGAGCUACUGGCCAGGCAGCAGCAGGAGGUGCUGCAGCAGGAGCUGGCAGCCAAGGAGGUGAACCUCAAGGAAAAAGAUUUUGUCCUUCAUGAGAAGGAAGCUCUGGAAGCCAGGGUCCUCCAGGCUGAAGGGGUUCAGAAGGAGCUGGAGAGGCAGCUUGAGGUGUUGCACCUAGAGAAGGAGAGCUUUGCUGCAGCCAAACAGGCUAUGGAGAGGGAGGGUCGCGCUUCCCAUACGCUGGAGGAGGUACUGCAGAGGGAGAUGGCUUCUCUGCGCUCGGUUGAACACUACAAGGCACAGAUGGAGAAGGCCAAGGCCCACUACGAUGGGAAGAAGCUUCAGCUGCAGGAGAGCCAGGGCCAGGUGCAGGAACUCCAGCGCUGCCUGGAGGUCAAAGAGCUUGAGUUCAAGGCCGUGUCUCAGGAAAUGAUGCUGCUGAAUAUGGACCUGGAUAAGUUUCGGAGCAAUGAAAGGCUGCUUAGUAAUCAAGUCGCCAGUCUGGAGGCACAGCUGGCAUUUGCUGACCGUAACUUGCGUGAGCAGGGCAGGUAUCGGGGGGGUUUGGAGAGUAACGAGGCGGAGCCCCAGAAGAUCCACACCCACACGCAACAAGACAAAAGCAACGACAGUCUCGAUUACAGCUUGGAUGACUCGCUUAACACCACGCGGAAACCAUCGUUUCCGGAGGAGUCCAGCACACCUAUGGUCCGUAGCUCAGAGCGCCUGGCCUCGAAGCGCCGAGCUCUACAAGGGGAAUCCCUGGAGACCCUUUACUUCACCCCCAUGAACUCCCGCCAGCAAAACAGGACCAGAACAGACAGUAGGCUUGAGGGCAGCAUCACCUCUCUAGCGGAGCUGGCUCUGGAUUCAGCCCGUAAACCGCCCACCUCCUCAGCCAGACGCCGAAGAACCACCCAGGUUAUUAACAUCACCAUGAGCAAGAAAACUCCAGGCCGUGAGGAAGCAGUGACAGACGAAGACAACGGGAUGUUCUUCACCCUGCCGGCUGCUCGCUCCCAUCCCAACCUGACACGCUCGCAGGCUUCUCGCCCUGUCUCCGUGGAGAUCUUCAGCACGCCAGGAAAAGCAGGCUUUGGCUCCAGCGACCAGCUCCUGAGCCUUCCGGGAUACAGGCGAAGCACUGCCCACAGCAUGCCCCCUCCACGGAGCACCAGCACGUUCUGUGUCGGGGCAGAUAAUGAGCCUGAGCAGGCGGGUGAUGACUGGAUGCGGAUUGCGGAGCUGCAGGCCAGAAACAAGGCGUGUCUGCCCCAUCUCAAGAGCAGCUACCCCCUGGAGGUCAAGCCCGUCGCCACUCCAGCCUUCACCCUCACGGAUGACGACCUGCGCAUGGGUGACCCCACAGAGACCAUCCGCAGGGCCUCCAUGAUGCCCGGCCAGAUCCUGGACUCUGUCUCCUCACACCGCCUCUCCAUGAUGCCCGGCCAGAUCGGGGCGGGUGUCAGCUCUCACCGCCUCUCUCUGGCGCCCAAAGCCAGUGGAUCCCACAUCAGCCAAACCCACGGCCGAGCCAAUGGCAAACGGUCGGCUGACCAGCUACAGACCCUCUCGCCGCAGUCUAAGCGCCAGGCCAGCUGUUUCCCUCGUCCCUUGACCCCCAAAGAUAAAAACCGGGUGGUGUCCUCCAGCACCCUUAAAAGCCAGCCGCUCAGUCCGGCUAACAGGAGAGAGUCAACAAUGUUCACCAUCGAGAACACUCCACAGAAGGCCUCCAGGAACCUCCUGCAGCGGGGCAUGAACAAGCUGCGGAGCUCGACCAGGAAGUCUCCUGGGAACUCCUCCAGGAAGUCUCCUGGGAACUCCUCCAGGAAGUCUCCUGGGCAAGUUGCUCGUAGGGGGUCCCCCAGGAAGCAGGUGGGGGCGCCCCGGGUCGGAACAACCAGACCCGCCGUCAAGUCUCCUCAGGUGGGAGCUGGGGAGAAGAGGAGAUCCCCUCGCACCAGCAGGAACACGGCCCCUAAUCUAACCUCUAGCGCUCGUAAGGACCUUGCUGUUUCCGGAGCAUCUGGUCAUUAAAGAUGAUGAACUUCAGGAUGAAGGUGUGAAGAACAAUCACUGAUAAUAUGUGCACAUGAUACUACUAUGUGCACAUGGUAUAUAAUUUACAUACAAUCCACAUUAUUUUCUUUUAAGAAUCCAAUCUUAUUUCUCAUUAUGUGCAAUUUGGAUACAGUGAUUUGCAUAUUGCAUACUUUUUUGCAUACUUUUUUUGUAAAAGGUUUGUCUAAAAGGCUUCCUGUCUCUUGGUAUGUUUAAUCAUAUUUCAAUCGCACUUAUAGACAUCUACAUCCCAUAUGUAGAAUUACUUUAUCUUAUGGUUUAAGGAGCACUAGGUUGGGUCUCAGUAAGACAUAGAUGCUGCCAAUGUCAUUUUUAUGUGUUUGUGUGUAGACGUUUUACUUAUUUUUCUCUUUCUUUCCUUUUUUAAAGCUUGUAUUAAUGACAUUUUAAUUUCUUGAUUAUGUAAUAUAUACAUGUUCUUACUGGGCUUUAAAUA